Molecule: messenger RNA, 3655 nt
Organism: Uloborus diversus
Lineage: Eukaryota; Metazoa; Arthropoda; Arachnida; Araneae; Uloboridae
Product: NACHT domain- and WD repeat-containing protein 1-like
Exons: 11
Coding region: 167-3655 (1162 amino acids)
Source: RefSeq, a predicted model, not a curated record
GCUGGAGGUGCAGUCAGUCGAAGGCGGUCGUAAUCCUAAAUUUUCUUGCUUAGAGCUUUCUAGGAGUUUUUCUUUCUCUACCAAGCUAUGAUGAGGCUCUUCAUAGUUGCUCGAGCCUACUUCAUGCUGAAAUAUUCCUGAUUGUUCGUCGUCGUCUGACGUCAUCAUGGGAAGUAGCUGCUCCUCUGCCCAAAAGAAAAAAGAUAAAGACAAUAAAAAUGCUCAGAGUGGACAGUCUCCGUAUGAUGGACGUCGUCGCUCGACUGACAGUCUGCCCUAUGGCAAAGGUUCCCCUUCGUCAUCCAGGCGUCCAUCCUUCGACCCUAACUCCACCCCAGCUCCUGUGGCAGAGCAGGCAGAGAGCCCCGUAGAUUCUGGACAAGCUCACAAAGUUCCUGUGGAUGCAGCUCUCUCUUCGAUUAGCGCCGGUGGAUCAUCUUGUUCACCUCCACCAGGGACGACUGGAACUCCACUGAUAAAAGAUGCACCAUCUCUUGAUGCCAUUGGUCUUCCUGAUUUGCAAAAGUUUCCUGACCAUGUCCGGGCUCUUUUGUUGGGCAGAGUGGCCGAAAUUGAAGUUUUGCCUCCUCUCCAAGAGAUUACAUUGUACAUAGCUGCAGAUUUUUAUGAUUCUGUUGUGGAAAGAGAUGCACUAAUUGAAAGAGUGUUCCCUUAUUUGAGGAGGUACACUGCAGAAAAGGGAUAUGAACUGAAUGUCACAGAUUUACAUUGGGGAAUACCUGGUGUAGGUCUCGUGGAUCACAGUAUACCUAGUAUAUGUAUGAAUACAUUAGAAAAAUGGAGAACGAGAAGGAGACUUCUAACUUUAGUUGUUUUUAAUGACAAUAUUGGACCAACAUUAUUACCAAGAUCACUACCAAAACCUCACUAUGAAUCUGCAAUGGAGUUGGUGGAGAAUGAGGAAGAUAAGGAGCUUUUUCAUAAAUGGUACUUGUUAGAUUCACAUGCUUCUCCCAUGGUAUAUAUCUUGCAACCUGUCAUUAAGCACUAUCCUGCUUUUGCUGGAGAGGAUCCUGCAGAGAGGAAAAAGACUUUUUUGCAAUGGAAAGAAGAAACAGAAAGAAUGAUUGUUGUCCUGGGGAACGUGUUACCUGAUGGCCAAAAGCAAAAGAAUCUCACCUCAGUUUUUCAAGAUGAAAUCAAGUUCGUAGUAAAUGAUGAUCCCCAAGAAGCCAAACGAGUCCUGUGGAUGCAACGUCGUUUUACGCACAAGCCUUCUGCGGGAAGUGGUGACAAGCCAUCGCCAAUUACUAAACGAGUGGACCAAUCCAAAAUUCAGUUAGAGGAUUAUCUACCAGAUACCCAAAAGCUGGUCUUUUAUGUGAAGUGGCAUGAAGAAGGAAUCGAUCCUCAAAACUUUGAGGAAGAUGAACAGUAUAUUUCAGAUUUUUGUGAUACUUUAAAGGAAGAACUUAAGAAGUUAAUUGAUGGACUUUUGGAAGAAGAUUUUCUCGAAGAAGCAAAUGAAUUUUAUAGAGGAAUAGAGCAACCUUUAUAUAUAGAGCUAAUUCAACAAUAUCAGACAUGCAAAUAUCUCCUUAACCAUAAUUCCAUUUCCCAAGACUCGGUGUUAACUUCAAUUAAAGAAUAUGUUCUAGGAAGCGCAAAUCAUCCAUUAAUAGUUCAAGGACCAGUGGGCUGUGGCAAGACCUGUCUUAUGGCAAAAGUGACUGAAAUGGCUUCUACUUGGUCUCCUGCAGCAUGUGUAGUUGCAAGAAUUGCUAAUUUAACCGCAGAGUCUACGACUCAACAGCAGCUAUUGAGAAGCAUUGCUGAACAAUGUUGUGCCUUGUAUGGAGAACAUACAGCAGUAGUUUCUUCUAGCACUCCUACGUGGGAUUAUGCACUAGGAAAACUGUUGUCGAAAGUGUCCGAGUUGAGGCCACUAAUAAUUAUUAUUGAUGGCAUUGACCAACUGGCUGAAUACAGUAACAAAGAUCUUCACUGGCUACCACGAGAACUGCCCCCUAAUGUUAGGUUAAUCAUUGCUCUUCGUGAUGAUAGUAAAGAAAUCUCCGAUAUUAAGGAAAUUUUAGAUGAUAGCAGCUGCUUUCUUACUCUCAGCAAUCCUUCAGUUGAAGAAAAUAAAGCUACAAUCAAUAAAAUGCUAGAGAAAAGCAAAAAAAGACUAAGUGAAACCCAGCAUCAAUUAGUGGCAUCGUAUUUGGAUGAAAGUUCUAGUGCUCGUUAUUCUUAUUUGCUCGGACUGAUUUGUAGUCAGUGGUUUGACAUGCUGGAGCCAAGACCUGAUAACAUGCAGAACAACACAGAAGGCCUCUUCUUUCACUAUAUGUCUCAUGUAGAAUCGCGCCUUGGUGUUACUCUAAUCACAUUUGUUCUUGGACUUUUAGUUGCUGCCAAGCAUGGUAUCUGUGAAAGUGAAAUGUUAGAUUUAUUAUCUUGUGAAGAUAGUGUAUUAAAUAUUGUAUUUUUUAAUGAAAAAACUAAAGUUCGUCGUUUUCCGCAUAUUAUAUGGUUGUUGUUGAAAAAGUAUUUAGAUCCUUUCAUUCAGACACAAGUUCUUGGUGGUCGGACUCUAACUAUGUUGUCUUCCGAGGCAUAUAGGACAGUAAUAAAAAAAUACCUUAAGCAAAAGGGGCACACAAUAAAAGCAUCUGCACAAACACUUGCAGAUUAUUUCUUCGGUAAGUGGGCAGAAGGUAAAAAGAAGCCUAUUUCUGCCGAUUCAGCCGAAGCACAAGACAGGUUCGUUCUCGACCAACCUCUCGCUUACGGCCCCAAUCCUAACCGCCGAAAGCUAGAAGAACUCCCCCAUCAGAUUUUGCAAAUCAAUGACUCCAUUCGAGAGAACUUCUUGUUUGACGCGACGUGGCUUUUAUACAAAUUUUGUGGAUCUGAUCCUUAUCAGCUUUUAGAAGAUCUUUCGAGCCAUAGGAAAACAUUAUCGGAGAACGACAAAGAACUAGAUUUGCUUGAAAAUGUCAUCCAAUUGUCCGGCUAUGCUCUGCGGAACGACGGCUCACAAUUCUUUUCCCAAAUGUAUGGGCGACUCCGGAGCUUUUUCGACAACUCCGAAAAUGCAUCGGGUUAUCCAGCAAUGAAAAGCAUUUAUGAAACUUCAUGUAAACCACCGUUAUCCUGUUUGUUGCCUAUUGGAUUUUGUUUAAAAUCUCCUGUUCUAGAAAACUUUACUGUAAAUUGUAAUUCCGAAAACCACGUCUCUCAUUCUCCAAGGUCUGAAUCUCCCAUGCCUUCAAGCUUCCCAUUUACUCGUUUAUAUACCAUCAAAGAGGACAAAGCUCACGUUGUUUCAAUCUCCAGCGAGCAUAACGAAAUAGCCGUCUGGAACAUUUACGAACAGGCAGCCGUUCGUAGAAUCACGGGAAUUAACCAGCCAAAAGAUUUGAAGAUGAUCGAUGUUAAUCGUGCUUUGGUGUUGUGCAAUAGAGAAUUGAAGGUCUAUCAUUUAGAUCAAGGCUCCUUGGUAGUCAAAUUGAAAGGUUUGAUGAAUCAACAAAUGGCAUAUUAUGGCUUACAUAAUGAAAAAUAUGCUGUUGCCCUGUCUAGGAACAGAAUGUAUGUGAACAUGACUAAUUUAGAAACUGGUGAUUUGGAAACCACUUUUAAAGUUGGAGAGGACAGGGGAAUUGAAUACAGAACACCUUUCCCAUGA